Molecule: messenger RNA, 2924 nt
Organism: Salvia hispanica
Lineage: Eukaryota; Viridiplantae; Streptophyta; Magnoliopsida; Lamiales; Lamiaceae
Product: protein PAT1 homolog 1-like
Biological process (GO): deadenylation-dependent decapping of nuclear-transcribed mRNA; P-body assembly
Cellular component (GO): P-body
Molecular function (GO): RNA binding
Source: RefSeq, a predicted model, not a curated record
AUAAACAAAGACAAAUCUAAGCACGCGCACUUUCUCUCUCUAGAAUCGAGUCUGAGUCUAACCGCUCACUGUGUGAAUAUCUCAGUAGUUGAGUCUUUGUCUUGUCUGCUGCUAAACCCUAAUUAAGCCAAGGGGAGCUGCCUGUGUGAAUCACCCUCUCCAUAUUCGUGAUCGGAGUUGGGUUCGAUUAAUUGCGGGAAUAUGGAGAGAUCCGACGGCAAGGAUUUCAACCACUACACCGACUUCACAAGCAGCUCGGCUUCUGGUGGUGCAAUGUUUGACGCGUCACAGUAUUCGUUUUUCGGUAAGGAUAGAAUGGAUGAAGUGGAAUUGGGGGGUUUGGAGGAUGAUGAGGAGGUUGGUCGUUCGAUUGGGGGAGGAUUUUGUGGUGAAGACGAAUUGAACGAGUAUCAUUUGUUCCAGAAAGAUGAGGGCUCAGGAGUAGGAUCUUUGUCUGAUAUAGAUGAUCUGGCAACUACAUUUGCAAAAUUGAACAAAGUUGUUUCGGGACCAAGACAUCCUGGAGUUAUUGGUGAUCGAGGGUCUGGAUCUUUCUCUAGAGAGAGCUCAUCAGCCACAGAGUGGACGCGAGACACAGAUAUUCCUGAAUGGUUUGAUCACCAUAUGUCUGACUCAGAAUGCUAUGAAGAAAAUAAGAGAUGGUCAUCACAGUCCCAUCUGUCCUCAUUGUUUCUAUCAGAAUCUAAACCAUUAUAUAGAACAUCAUCCUACCCUCAGCAACAGCCACAGCUGCUUCACGCUUCAAGUGAACCCAUUUUGGCCCCUAAAUCAUCUUUCACUUCCUUCCCUCCACCGGGUUCUCAAAAAACUUCUUUCAAUUUGUCAACUCUUUCUAGUGGAACUCAGUCACCAUUCUCUGCACAGAACAGCUCUUCGCUUUCUAACUCUAUCCUCAGUUGGUCUAGUUUACCUCAAGGGUUCCAAUAUAAUGCUAAUAUGAACUUAAUGUCUCCAAAUACAUCUCAUAAUAAUCAAUUGCAGAACCACUGGAUUAACCAUGCUGGUGUUCUUCACGGAGAUCAUUCAAUUCUCUUAGACAAUAUCCUGCAGCAUCAGUAUCAUAAUGGACUAUUACCUCCACAUUUAUUAUCCCCACAGCAUCCAAUACGACAUCAUUCUUUUCAACCAUCUUUGGCCCAGUUGUCAGCCUUACAAUCUCAAAUGUUUUAUAGCACUCCUUCAUCAGAUUGGUGCAAAUACAGAUUGACUCAGAAGAGCAAGUCAAAGUCUAAAUCAUCACAGAAAGGUAAACAUUCUGUGCGUUUCUCUAAUCAAGGGUCUGAGGCUAGUAUCCAUCGGAGUGAUAGUAACUUUCCACAAAUAAAAUCUAAGCACAUGACUGCUGAUGAAAUAGAGAGCAUACUCAAAAUGCAGCAUGCGCACGGCAAUGACCCUUAUGUAGAUGAUUACUAUCACCAAGCUCGCCUUGCAAAGAAAUCUGCUGAAAUGAGGUCAAAGUAUCGUUUUUGCCCAUCCCUCCCUCGAGAACAGUCUUCUCGAUCCCGUAGUUGUACUGAAUCACAACCACAUCUUCAGGUUGAUGCUCUUGGAAGGGUUUCUUUUUCUACAAUUCGCAGGCUUUCCCCUCUUCUUGAGCUUGACCCCCCUCCUUGGGCAUGUGGAGAUAGUGGUUCCGAGCAGAAAAUAUUCGAAAAACCUCUGGAGCAGGAACCGAUGCUUGCAGCAAGAGUAACAAUUGAGGAUGGGUUUUCUCUCCUUCUAGAGGUGGAUGACAUUGAUCGUCUUUUACAAGCUACUCAACCUCUGGAUGGUGGACACCAGUUAAGGCGAAAGCGCCAUACCCUUUUAGAAGGAUUAGCUGCCUCUCUGCAGCUAGUCGACCCACUUGGAAAAAGUGUAAAUUCAGUCGGCCUAUGUCCCAAGGAUGAUAUUGUGUUCUUAAGGAUAGUGUCUGUUGGCAAGGGCCGAAAACUCAUUUCAAGGUUUCUUCAGCUUCUACUACCUGGUAGUGAACUUACUCGAAUAGUAUGCAUGGAUAUCUUCCGCCAUCUAAGAUUUCUGUUCGGGGGCCUACCAGCUGAUGCAAAAGCAGCCGACACCAUCAAUAACCUUGCUGAAACAGUCUCCAUCUGCAUUGGCGGUAUGGAUCUUAAUUCCCUUAGUGCUUGUGUUGCUGCAGUUGUUUGUUCCUCCGAGCAGCCGCCUCUCCGUCCUAUCGGCAGUCCUGCUGGAGACGGUGCGUCGGUCAUCCUGAAAUCCGUGCUAGAAAGAGCAACUCAUUUACUGAGAGAUCCUCUGCCAGCCAGCAACUUGAGCACUCCUAACCGCGCCCUUUGGCAGGCGUCGUUCGAUGCCUUCUUCGGCCUCCUGAUGAAAUACUGUGCCAGCAAGUAUGAUAGUAUAGUGCAGUCCCUAAUCUCCCAAGACAAGUUGGAGAUCGGGUCGGAGACUGCAAGAGCCGUAAGUGGGGAGAUGCCGGUAGAGAUUCUACGCGCUAGUGUAUAUCACACAGACGAGAGACAGAAGAAACUGUUGCUGAAUUUGGCACAACAGUCGAUGCCUGCCACCGGUGUUAGCUCGCAGGGUGGUGGAAGUGGUGGACAAGUGAAUCCUGAAACGGUGAAAGGGUAAGUGAGCUGUGAACUGUAAAUGCUUUGCUCUGCCUCCCUUGUCACUGUUGCUGCUGCUUUUGGGGUUUGGCAGAAUUUUAGUGCCAACAAAUUUGUUGGAGUGAUGCCUGCUCUGAAGUCUUCAUUUUCUAUUAAUAAAUUUGUUAAAAACACUGUAUAAUGUCAAAAGCUCUAUUUCUAGUAUUUAAUUAUUAUUAUUGUUUCUAUUGAGUCUGUGUGUAAAGUAUGAAACUAGCAUUUUCAGGUUGAUUGUACAGGGAUCAUCAUUAAGAGAAGGUUUGAUAUUAGAGGUCUCUCUCUAUCUCAUAUGUA